AUGGAGCCAGUGGACAAUGGAGCCCAGCCUCCCUGGUUUAGGGCUGCUCCUGUCAGCAAAUCAUCCGUGCCCAAGCCUCGUGGGUCUGCGGCCGCAGCGCGAGGCGCCGGAGCUCGAGGGGUGGGGGUUGGAGGUGGGCCGGCUGCCGCCACGGCCGGGAGUCAGGACAUGUUCGAUGCCAUCGUGAUGGCGGAAGAGAGGUUUCACGGGGAAGGGUAUCAGGAAGGCUAUGAAGAAGGAAGUAGUUUGGGUAUGAUUGAAGGAAAACAGUAUGGCACGUUCCAUGGAGCUAAAAUCGGAUCUGAGAUCACGUGCUACCAAGGUUUAGCUUUUGCUCGGAGAUGUCUCCUGCACGGUUCCGCCACCGAGAAAGACAGCAAAAAGAUGAAGGUCUUAGAAUCGUUGAUUGGAAUGAUUCGGAAAUUCCCUUAUGCUGACCCUACUUAUGAUAAACUUCACGAAGACUUAGACAGAAUUAGAGGUAAAUUUAAGCAGCUUUGUUCAUUAUUAAACGUUCAGCCCAACUUUAAAAUUAGUGCAGAAGGUGAAAGAAAGAAGACUUUCAUAUUGAGGAUGACAGAUGCAGAAAGACGAAACAUCAAGGAACAGAUGUUCGUAUGUUAA
Molecule: messenger RNA, 624 nt
Organism: Kogia breviceps (pygmy sperm whale)
Lineage: Eukaryota; Metazoa; Chordata; Mammalia; Artiodactyla; Physeteridae
Source: RefSeq, a predicted model, not a curated record